UUAAACUUCCUGUUGUGUCACACAUGCACUGUCUACAUCCUUCAUGUCACAUCACCAAAUCGUUAUAUCAUAUAUGACAGAGAUUAACGCUUUAGGCGAAUGAAUGAUGGCUGCGGUGGACAAGAUCAAGAUCGUCGUUGUGGGAGACUCUGGAGUUGGGAAGACCUCAUUAGUUCAUCUUAUUUGUCACAAUGAGACAACAAGCAAUCCUGGCUGGACCAUCGGAUGUUCUGUGGAGGUCAAGCUACAUGAGUACAAAGCGGGAACCCCUUCACAGAAAACCUACUUUGCAGAAUUAUGGGAUGUUGGUGGAUCUACUAGCCAUGAAAAUAGCCGUGCAAUAUUUUAUAAUCCGGUACAUGGUAUCAUUCUAGUCAAUGACCUGACGAACAGAAAAUCACAUCAUAAUUUACGAGAAUGGUAUGAAUAUGACCCGGAACAGUUUGCUGGGAACCAAAUCCCCAUCAAAGUAGUAGGAACAAAAUCUGACCUGGCCCAGAAUUUGCGGGAAAAUGUCCUCACCAAGUCUUCCAGCAUGGCAGAGGAACUGAACCUUAAAGUAUCGGGUUGA
This is a messenger RNA of Mizuhopecten yessoensis (Yesso scallop), 571 nucleotides long. RefSeq names its product rab-like protein 3. The transcript is spliced from 6 exons. NCBI's taxonomy places the organism in Eukaryota, Metazoa, Mollusca, Bivalvia, Pectinida, Pectinidae. Gene Ontology annotation, cellular component: endomembrane system. The record is from RefSeq and is a predicted model, not a curated record. Gene Ontology annotation, molecular function: GTPase activity; GTP binding. Bases 104 to 571 code for a protein of 155 amino acids. Gene Ontology annotation, biological process: intracellular protein transport.